Messenger RNA from Hyposmocoma kahamanoa, 1071 nucleotides. RefSeq names its product enoyl-CoA hydratase domain-containing protein 3, mitochondrial-like. The transcript has 7 exons. Gene Ontology annotation, molecular function: hydro-lyase activity. The record is from RefSeq and is a predicted model, not a curated record. Bases 103 to 945 code for a protein of 280 amino acids. Gene Ontology annotation, cellular component: mitochondrion. NCBI's taxonomy places the organism in Eukaryota, Metazoa, Arthropoda, Insecta, Lepidoptera, Cosmopterigidae.
GUGGCCCCGAAGUGACAGCUGUGAUAAGGACACUUGUAUUAGUAGUUUGUGACACUUGUUUACAAAAAGUAGAAGAUUUAGGUUGUUCGAAAUAAUUUUAAAAUGCUUUCUAUUUCUAUGAUUGAGAGAAAAUGUCUAAGGCAGAUUCUAGUCCUUCGCAGGAAUCUACAUGAUGAAUAUUUAACUACGAAUGAAUGCAAUGGAACAAGAGAAAUCACAUUAUGCCAUGAAAAAACCAAAAAUUCCCUUUCACUGGACAUGAUGGACCACCUCACAAUGGCUAUAAAGGAGAACAACGACAGCAAAAGUUUGAGAGCCAUCGUGCUAGCCGCUAAAGGGAAUGUAUUUUCUGCUGGACAUAAUUUAAAAGAAUUGCACAUCGACAAAGGCAUCGACCAACACAAGUUGGUAUUCAAGAAAGCCACUGAACUAAUGAAGGCCAUAGUUCUGAGCCCAGUGCCUGUUAUUGCAAAGGUAAAUGGAUUCGCAACAGCCGCGGGGUGUCAGCUUGUAGCCACCUGCGAUAUGAUCGUUUGCUCCGACACCAGUAAAUUCUCCACACCUGGCGCAAAUUUCGGAAUAUUCUGUUCAACUCCAGGCAUAGCUGUUGGAAGAUCUGUGCCUAAAUCUCAAGCAAUGUACAUGUUGUUAACAGGAGAACCACUGACAGCUCAACAAGCAUACGAGAGCGGUCUCGUCACAAAAGUAGUACCUGCAAACCAACUGGACGAAGAAGUCAACAAAAUCGUCGAGAAAAUUAAAUUAAAAAGCCGCAGUGUCAUAGGUUUAGGGAAACAAUUUUAUUAUAAGCAAAUCGAGUUAGGUAUAUUUGACGCUUAUAAGCUAGGAGAAGAAAUAAUGGUAAAAAAUAUUAAUGCUGAUGAUGGACAAGAAGGUAUUAGGAGUUUCGUUGAAAAACGGAAGGCUAAUUGGAGUCAUACAUAAAAGAUAGUUGCAUGUUUGAAAUAAAUUCUUUAUUACCAAUAACUAAAUCUAUAUAAACUAAUGCAACCAAAUAUUUUUUUAAGUCGUCGUUGUCUUCGUGUACGGAAGUACUUUACAUUUUUUCGC